CUUCCGAAUCAAUCAAUUAGACUCUGGUGACUUGCUGUGUAAAAGCAGUAUGCUGACUGCGAGAAUUCAGUGUUUCUAAUUCAAAUUCAAUAUUAAGCAUUAAAACUUUUAAAAGUUAGUAAGCCGUGAGAAAGUUUACCGCUUUCGUAUGGCUCAUGUCAUGGAGGAUGAGGGCUUCUGGGCCGACAGAGACGCUGUUACAGAAGCGUUAGAUGGUGACACUGAUCGCCCCGGGCUGGAUGAACACAGCCUUAAAACAAAUGUAGAGGACUGUGAAGCGUCUGGUGGACUUUACUGCACAUCUGGAGGGUUAGCUGAAGCUCUUAGAACUGUUGCAAGCUUACAGUUAUGGAGCUUAAUGGGGUUUUCUCUGCCUGUGUCAUCCCUCUUCUCUCUGGAGAGCUCCAGUCUGAAAUCUUCUGACAUGCCCUGCGAGGAGAGUGAGGUGAAAAGGGCAGAUGCUAUGGAAGUCAGUUCUCCACAAGAGGAAACGUAUGUUGCUCGGUUUAAAUCGGGGUACAUCAACCGUUCGGUCCCUUUAUAUCAGGAGUUUUGGAUUAAUUCUAUGAAGAAGGAUUUACACAGAGCACAGCACACUGGACUUUCAGAAUUGGUGACAUCUGUGCAUCUUCCUGGUCUGAAAACUCCCCCUGCUUCAAGCCCGUCCUCUGUGUUGAGCCCUCCAGGACUACAGGCGAAGUCAUACGCUCUAUGGCAGGAGCUACCGCAAGUAAAGAGUCUGCUGAACUCCCUCAGUGUGCAUGAGAUCCAGCUUCAGGAGGCCAUGUUUGAGCUGAUUGUGUCCGAGGCCUCGUAUCAGAAGAGUCUGAUAGUAGCACUGAAUGUGUUUCAGUGCUCAGCAGAACUCAAACAGGUCCUCUCACGUGUGCAGCAUCAUGUUCUGUUCUCCAACCUAAAGGAUGUCUGCAGAGUCAGUGAACGAUUUCUGCAGGACAUGGAGUCCCAUCUUGGGCAGUAUGUGGUAAUGUCACAGGUUGGCGAUAUUGUUUUGAAUCACCAGCAACCUUUCCAAAAAGUCUACGUGCCAUAUAUCACCAACAUGAUGUACCAGGAGGCUCUCAUCACUCAGCUGCUGCAGGAAAAUAAGAAAUUUGCACUGAUCCUGAAGAAACUAGAGAAAGAUCCACAAUGCCAGAGACAGACCCUCAAGUCUUUUCUGAUUCUUCCCUUCCAGGGGAUCACAAGAAUGACGCUCUUACUUGAGAACAUCCUUAAGCGAGCUAGAGGUGUUUUUUCUAAUGUCCCUAAUCUGACGGAAGCCAUUGAAGCUGUACGUAAGAUAGUGGGAGAGUGUGACAGAAAUGUCCAACAAAUGAAGAGGACAGAGUUGCUUGUUUGUUUGGACAAGUUAGUGGACUUUGGAAAUGUUAAGUCCGUUCCAUUGAUCACCAGAGGGCGUCAUUUGAUUCAAGAGGGAACUUUCAAGCAUCUAAUUGUUGGUGGCAGUCACAGAGUCUCUAUAGUGUCUCGCAAAGAUGUGUACAUACACCUUUUCAAUGAUCUUUUGCUCCUCUCUGUUAAAAGUGGAAACAGGUUUGUUGUGCAGGACCAUGCACCAUUUCCUGAUAAAGUGCGUGUAAAGGAAAUCGAAAAUUUUUUGGGAUUACCUCCUGAAUCCUUCCUGCUCCGUCUGAGCAAUAACCACAACAGAUAUUCCACCACCCUGAUACUGGCUGCACCAACGAGGUUAGAAAAAGAGACCUGGAUGAAAGUUUUCUCUUCAAAAUAGGAGACCGCAAAUGUGGAAAUGCAACAAAGUUUGUUCUUCAAGAAAUGGACACCAUGAAGUGCUCUAAAAUACUAAUUAUACUGGACCUUUUAAUUUUUUUUUAAAUAUUGUUUCAAUAGUAAUAUGUAUAUUCUUAAAUAAAAUGCUGUACUCAACAGUU
Molecule: messenger RNA, 1910 nt
Organism: Cyprinus carpio (common carp)
Lineage: Eukaryota; Metazoa; Chordata; Actinopteri; Cypriniformes; Cyprinidae
Product: rho guanine nucleotide exchange factor 5
Biological process (GO): activation of GTPase activity
Cellular component (GO): nucleus; cytoplasm
Molecular function (GO): guanyl-nucleotide exchange factor activity
Source: RefSeq, a predicted model, not a curated record